AUGUCGGUGUCCGAGUAUGCGGAAAAAUUUGAGGACAUGGAUGCCUACUCCAGGAAAGUUAUGUAUGUGCCAGAUGAAUUCUGGAAGAUUGACCAGUUUAUGUUUUGGCUGAAUGUUGAUGUUGCCCAUAGUGUGUCUCAAAGGGAAUUCUCCAUUUAUGCUGAGUGUUUGAGGCAAUGUUAUGUUGUCGAAAACAGUUUGAAGAGAGUUAAAGAAGAAAGGAAGCAAAACAGAUCCUUGUGUAAGGAUCAAGGGAAGUCGGGGCAAUAUCUGAAACAUCACAAUUCUCCUCUAGUUAGGAAGCAAGAUUAUGGUCAAUUUGUGAAAGAUUCCCCUACUCUGGAGACACGUGAGAAGAUUACAGGUCUUGUUUACACCUUGGAUGCGAGGAAGGCUCAAGGAAACAUAAAUCUUGUUCCUGUAGAGGCUCAAAAAGUAUGCAAGGAUUUCUCUGUUACUUUUAAUGGUCGUAGGUUCUCGAUUGAUCUUAUAUGCUUGCCACUUAAGAAGAUCGAUGUAAUACUAGGAAUGGACUGGUUGUCAGCUAACUCAGUGUAUAUCAGUUGUAAAGAAAAAGUUAUCUUCAUUCCAGUUGAGGCGACCACUCCGGUUGAUGCUAUUGGUAACCUGAUUGAAGGUACAAUUAACUUGGUCAACUUUCUUUUUACUCAAGAAAAUUCUUUUCUCUUGCUUCUCACUACGGAUUCCGGAGAUAGGAAAACUGUGUUUGAGAUUCAUGUUGUGUGUGAAUUUCCUGAUGUGUUUCCGGAAGAUGUCACUUAUCUUCCUCCAGAAAGGGAAGCUGAGUUCUCUAUUGACCUUAUUCCAGGAACCGCUCUAGUUUUUGUUGCUUUGUACAUAAUGUCUCUUGCUGAGUUGAGGGAAUUGAAGAGCCAGUUAAAAGAGUUGUUAGCGAAACACUUUGUUCGGCCUAGUGUUUCUCCAUGGGGUGAUCCUGUUAUGUUGGUUAAUAAGAAAGACGGUAGUAUGCGGUUGUGCAUUGACUAUCACCAACUAAAUAAUGUGACCAUAAGGAAUAAGUAUCCUUUACCACUGAUUGAUGACCUUCUGGGUCAUUUGAAAUGA
Vicia faba (fava bean) is the source of this 1086-nucleotide messenger RNA. NCBI's taxonomy places the organism in Eukaryota, Viridiplantae, Streptophyta, Magnoliopsida, Fabales, Fabaceae. The record is from the annotation of a GenBank genome assembly.